Molecule: messenger RNA, 3658 nt
Organism: Porites lobata
Lineage: Eukaryota; Metazoa; Cnidaria; Anthozoa; Scleractinia; Poritidae
Source: the annotation of a GenBank genome assembly
AUGCUAGCACAGUUAAAAGAAUUUGGCUUAGGUGCGGGAGCAGCGUGUGGUGCUUGCAUUUUCUCAAAUCCUCUUGAAGUGGUGAAAACGCGGAUGCAGUUACAGGGAGAGCUGAGAGCGCGCGGAACGUACACCAGACAUUACAGACACGCUUUUCACGCCUUCUACACCAUCGCCCGUUACGACGGUUUGAGAUCACUUCAAAGUGGCCUUGUUCCUGCUCUAGCUUACCAGGCAGUCAUGAAUGGUUUUCGCCUGGGAUCGUACCAAGUUUUGACCAAUUUAAAGUUGACCGCAAACAGUGAAGGGGAAAUCGAAUUUUGGCGGUGUCUAGUUGCCGGUGCGUUUUCAGGAGGCAUUGGGGCGUUUCUAGGAAGUCCCGCAUACAUGGUAAGGGAUAGAACUUUAAAAAGUAGAAUGAAGAUUUCCUAAAUACAAUCGCAAGCUUAUUUAAUUCACCGAAACAGCGAGAACCUUCUGGUUGUGACCGGAUGCUGUGUUUAUUGAGUAAUACACCUAAAAUAGGCUACGUGGCCGUGGACCGGUACCCUGAAUUUUUGGCUGGGUGGGUAGGGGGGGGGGGGGGCACUGGGAUCCUGUACUUGCUACUUUAUCCCAGAUUAACUUGCUUUGGACCAGGAACUUUAAGUUUACUUGAAAACCCUACCCCCCUCCCAACACAAUGCCACAAUACAUAAGGCAGCUUCUCUCACUUCACCCCCCCCCCCCCCCUCCACAACCUUCUGGUUGUGACCGGAUGCUGUGUUUAUUGAGUAAUACACCUAAAAUAGGCUACGUGGCCGUGGACCGGUACCCUGAAUUUUUGGCUGGGUGGGUGAGUAGGCGGGGGGGGCACUGGGAUCCUGUACUUGCUACUUUAUCCCAGAUUAACUUGCUUUGGACCAGGAACUUUAAGUUUACUUGAAAACCCUACCCCGUCCCAACACAAUGCCACAAUACAUAAGGCAGCUUCUCUCACUUCACCCCCUCCACAACCUUCUGGUUGUGACCGGAUGCUGUGUUUAUUGAGUAAUACACCUAAAAUAGGCUACGUGGCCGUGGACCAGUACCCUGAAUUUUUGGCUGGGUGGUAAAGGGGGGGGGGGGGCGCACUGGGAUCCUGUACUUGCUACUUUAUCCCAGAUUAACUUGCUUUGGACCAGGAACUUUAAGUUUACUUGAAAACCCUACCCCCCUCCCAACACAAUGCCACAAUACAUAAGGCAACUUCUCUCACUUCACCCCCCACCCCCCUCCACAACCUCUCUCUCCAGGCUAUUUAUGAGUACUUUCAACUUUUUAAGUUAAUCGAACAUCUUUGAAAGGGCCUAAUUUUUGAGUAAAAUUCCAAACAUUUUAGGCUUAGGCCUUAAUAGCCCUAAUUCUCAGAUGGAUCCAAGACCACUCCUGAACACUCAAAGAGGAAGGUUAAGCUGAUCUAUUUAACCUGUAUUACCAAUAGAACUCUAAUAUUAUUUCUUGGGUUGCCUGUGGUGAGACUCAAAGUAGGUGGAAGUCACUGUUUAGCCUGUGCAGUUAGCAGGUUCCCUGUUUGAAGAUUAGCUUCAUCUCCUGCAGUAUCCUUUGCUUAUUGCUGCCUUAAGGCUUGACAGUGGUGGUCUUAACUGUCCGUAGUCACGACUGGUAAAGCUUAAAGACAGGUUUAGGACUUAUCUAGCAACUUUAAUUUACCAGGUCAAGACUCACCUUCAAUCACAGUCGGCGGAAAUCAUAGCUGUAGGUCACCAACACCAUCACACUGGAUUUGUCCAUGCAAUAAGCACUACCUACAAACAGUUUGGGAUUACUGGACUCUGGAGAGGUGUAAGUGGAGCGUUGGCUCGUGUUGCAGUUGGAUCAGCUGUUCAGUUGUCUACUUUCUCUACAACAAAGUUAAAGAUUGCCCAAAUGGGUUUCUUCAAUCCAGGCAGCUGGCUUAUUCCAGCAUCUGCUAGCAUGGUAAGCAGUAUUGCUGUGGUUACCUUUAUGACACCAUUUGAUGUUGUAAGUACACGCCUCUAUAAUCAAGGAACCAACGCUAGUGGUAAGGGACUCUUCUACAAUGGAUUCGUUGACUGUUUUAUUAAAAUAUCUAAACGAGAAGGGAUAACAGGAUUUUUCAAGGGUCUGGGUCCACAUUACUUCAGAAUAGGUCCUCAUACCAUUUUGAGUCUGCUAUUUUGGGAUCAACUAAAAAAGUUAGCUUCUUGAAAUUUAUAACAAAAAAAAAAUUAGUAAGAAAUUGUUGUUAAGGCAACCAUGUACUUAGCAAUCCCACACCCUCUUUUCAUUUACUGCAUGUAGUGAAUGUCUACAAAUAUAAUACCAGAUUUGUUUGCGUGGCUUAAUUCAAGAUAUUAUAUUGAUCUCAAGUAUCUUUAUAAGCCAAAAAUGCCCUCCAUGGGGGCUGAGAAAAUGGACAACAUUUUUUGACACCAUAAUGGUUUCCCCAUGGAAUGAUGCCUGAGGAAGGCGUACAGAAAUUCUACACUGCUGAUGCAUCACUAUCCAGAUCUAGGUAGUAGUUCUGAUUGGUUAAGGCAUAUUUUGUUUUCAGCCAAUCAGAAUCACUACCCAGAUGUGAGUAGUUUCAUGUCAUCAGUAUGGAAUUUCUGCCAGUGUUUGUUCUUCAGACAUUAUUAAGAGAAAACUAUCAUGGUGGUGUCACCAAAUAUUGGCUUUUUUCUCAGGGUGGCCUACAUGUACAUGAAGUUUUCGACAGAGCAUGACAGAUUAUCAGAGCUAACAUGCAGAUCAAACACUAUGAAAAAAAAAUGACAACCUGGAUAUACACUGCUACAUAGUAAUUGAAUAUGUUUACUUUCAUUGACACAUUAUGUUAUCGGGUUGUAGAAAGGCUAAGAGCUUCUUUUUAUUGCAACAAAAUAUAUUCGUGAUUCGGGUACAGAUGUAGGAUAAAUACUGGCCAAUUUCCUAAAUGAGUGCCAAAGGAACAAGCUUCUAGUGGGAUUAAGGGGCAUGAAACCCCCUUGAAAAUUAUUGCUUGGAUUUUAACUGUCUUAAGUCACCCUUCCUGGGUUUCUGAGUCAUUCAGAUGGGAUAUUGGCCAGAUUUUAACUUUGAAAAUUUUUUUAAUCAAAAAUAUAUUUAUCUGUGUAAAAUCUGACCAAUUUUCACAAAACGCUGGAAACCCAGUGUGGAUCCAUUCCUGUGAUUAGAUUGUGGCUAUUGUUCUCUUGCACUUUCAAACAUUAUUUUGAUGAUAACACCAUCUACAACACCAAGAUAUUUCCACUUUUUUACUUCUAUUCUAACUGAACUUUAACAGUCAUCAGCAGUCAAUUUGUCCACACAUUUCUUAAUCUGAUUACUUAAAGUUACAUUUAGUUUAUCCAGUAAUUUGAACCAAAUUCUUUUAAAAAUGUUGCCAUUUUAACAUUGUGUAUAAUGUUUUGAAAGUGAACAAACAGAUGUUUAUUAUAAAUUAUGUUUGAUAAGCUAAGUAGUGUAUCUAGUAAUGUUUAAUUGUACAUAAGUUGAUAAUAGUACCUACAUAAUUAUUAUUUUAUGCGUCAACUUUGGGGUACUUUGAAUUUAAUGGCUAUAUUAUAGUUUUAAAAAUAAUUUAUCUUGUUAAUAUCCAAAAUUACUUUCAUAGUUUUAAACAGUCAUAGGUUUAAAGAGUUUACAUUUUGUU